Molecule: messenger RNA, 1482 nt
Organism: Haliotis rubra (blacklip abalone)
Lineage: Eukaryota; Metazoa; Mollusca; Gastropoda; Lepetellida; Haliotidae
Product: A disintegrin and metalloproteinase with thrombospondin motifs adt-2-like
Exons: 6
Coding region: 1-1299 (432 amino acids)
Source: RefSeq, a predicted model, not a curated record
AUGACCCUCCUGAAGGUGAGCAUCGCCGUGGUGCUGCCUCUUUUAGUGGACUGUGUGUGUGAACCCGGGCUUCAGGCCUGUGAGUUGGAGUGUUGGGGUGUGUGGAGCUCCUGUACCAGAACAUGUGCUGGGCUGAAAACCAGAACACGGAAGAUGUGCUGUGGAGUUCAUGUUCCAGACUGUAUCGGUAAAUGUCGCCGACCCAACACGUCUGUGGAGACACAGCCAUGUGCGACACACUGCCCCAAUGGUGGAAGCUACAUUGAUGGCUACUGUCACUGUCCUCCUCUCAGACAUGGAAUUUGUUGUGAACGAGACGAGACGGCUGUGUCUGGUGGCUGUGCCCGACACUGCACGUGGAUGAACUGGUUGUCAUGGGGAGACUGCAGCACAGACUGUGGCUGUGGAACACGAAUCAGGAAAAGAUUUCCUUGUGGUCGAAAAGGGUUGAGCUUUUCUGAGCGUAUAGAGGAUUGCAACUUCCGGGACAACAGUACUGACGAGAGAGUCUGCACUAAACAGUGCACCAGGAAUGACCAGAGUCAGACUUGUCAACUUUGUUCCUGGAACAACUGGCAACCAUGGAGCAGUUGUAGCCAGACGUGUGGAGGAGGACAAAGGUCAAGGCCACGGUCACCUUGCUGCUGUAAAGGCCAAUCCAAUAAGGACUGUCUGUUUGACUGCCGGUUGUCGGAGAACGACUCAGUUCAAACCGAGAACUGCAGUGAAGUUUGUUUCAACAACGGAAGCUUCUCAAGCAGCAUCUGCCACUGUGGACAAGGCUAUUCUGGAUCUUGCUGCACUGAGGAGGUAACUGAUGGCAACUGUACAAAAUGCACCUGGGGGAUGUGGGGACGGUGGGGAUCUUGCAAUGACUCCAAGAACGGGGAGGUAACGAGAAGGAGAUCCCUCUGCUGUCGUGUGGGACAGAAGGAGAACGAGUGUUACGCCCAGUGUAAGCGAGAGGGACAUGGAACUGUCGACGUGAAACAAUGUGACCUGUUUAUAGUGAAAGAUUCAACCCAACUUCACUUUAUGUACACCAUCAUUGCCUCUGUCGUAUCCGUUGUCUUCACGUCGCUUGUCUGGACUGCUGCUUAUUGCAUCAGGAACAGGAAGUGCAGGGGGCCACCAGACCAGCAGGGGUCAUGUGAUGUCAACAGUCCAGCUGAAAUGGACAACUAUACCAGUCUACAAGCUGAUCGGAGAGACGUAGUUCGUAACGUCACCCAGAAUUCAUGCUAUGACAAUCUUGCAUGUGAGCCCGUGUAUGAAAACCCACAAGAUCUGUUUAUGUAAUGCGCCCAUUCUGGGUGUCCCCUGCCGUGACAUAUAGCUGGAGUGUUGCUCAAAGUGCACCGACGACCUCCAAAUCAUCGUAUCCCAAAUUGUUUACAUCGAUGCUCAUGAUGUUGAUCACUGGUCCAGAUGCGAUUAACUACAGAACGCCGCCAUAUAGCUUGACUAUUGUUGAGUGAACAC